Messenger RNA from Cygnus olor (mute swan), 5396 nucleotides. RefSeq names its product lin-54 DREAM MuvB core complex component (gene LIN54). Lineage: Eukaryota; Metazoa; Chordata; Aves; Anseriformes; Anatidae. The coding region runs from base 316 to 2784 and encodes 822 amino acids. The transcript is spliced from 14 exons. Gene Ontology annotation, cellular component: nucleus. The record is from RefSeq and is a predicted model, not a curated record. Gene Ontology annotation, biological process: regulation of DNA-templated transcription.
UGCCACUUAGAAAACCUGCAAAGCAGCAUGGGGUUCCCAGGACAGCCUACAACUGGGCUGGCUAGCUUUAUAAUGCUAGAAAACAGAAACAUUUGUCUUACAUGGGAAAAAAGAAGACAUCCAGAAUAACCCCUCGAUUGGCAGUGAGACGCAUAGCUAUGCAGCACGACAGGUCCACAUUUCUGAUGUUCCAGACCCAGAUACAGACUGGCAGCUCCUCAGCUCCUCCAUGUGUGUCACUGCCCUUUGCAAGCUGUACUUCUGCUCUCAAAGACGUUCCCACCCUGGUCAGAGCUCCAUCCCUACUUCUGGGCCAUGUUCUCAUCCAUACUACGAGUUCCAGUACCUGCUCUAGUCACCACUGCCAAAACUGCUACAAUGGAGGUGGUUUCAGCAGAAGUGAACAGCUUGCUCCCUGAGGAAAUAAUGGACACCGGGAUAACGCUGGUGGAAGAUGACGGCAUCGAGGCGGUUAUUGUGUCAUCACCGAUGGGAGAUUCUAUUCCAAUGGAAACAGAACUGGAAGAAAUAGUGAACAUAAGUUCCACCGGUGACUCUUCAACUACGACUACAGCCCCAGUCACCGCAGAACCGGUUACUGCGCCCAGUAAUCACUCAGGCGAUGCGGCGGUGAACACCGCAACUGCCAAAACGGAGGGAAACUCGAUAGUAAAGCCUGCCUUUCAAAGUGGCCUCCAUAAACUUGGUGCUCAGACCCCGGUCACUAUCUCAGCCAAUCAGAUUUUUUUGAACAAGACUGCCGACCUUAAAAUAGGCAAUCAGAGUAUUAAACCAGACGGGCAAAAGCUCAUCGUAACAACUUUGGGCAAGUCUGGCCAACCCAUUGUUUUAGCAUUACCCCACAGCCAGCUCCCGCAGGCGCAGAAGGCUGCAUCCCAAGGCCAAGCCGGAGACUCGAAGGUACAAGGCCAGCAGAUCAAAGUUGUUAUCGGAGGCCGGUCAGAAGUGAAACCUGUUGUUGGUGUCUCAGCUUUGACGCAAGGAAGUCAGCUGAUAAAUACUGCCGCCCAGCCUUCUGUUUUGCAGACCCAGCAAUUAAAAACAGUACAGAUUGCGAAGAAGACCCGAACCCCAACUUCUGGCCCAGUGAUCACCAAGCUGAUCUUUGCAAAACCAAUCAAUAGCAAAGCCGUUACAGGGCAGACCACUCAAGUGUCACCAGUCAUUGCAGGCAGGGUUCUUUCGCAGUCUGCUCCAGGAACACCACCAAAGACAAUAACGAUCUCUGAGACUGGAGUUAUUGGAUCCUCUUUGAGUACAACACAACAGACACCGAAUAAAAUAGCUAUCUCACCACUCAAAUCCCCCAAUAAGCUAACAGUGGUGUCAGUGGCCUCCCAGCCUCCCAACUCCCCCCAGAAGACGGUGGGCGUCCCACUGAAUGUAGCGUUAGGACAGCAGAUCCUCACAGUGCAGCAGUCAGCACCCUCCUCCCCUGGGAAGGCCAUAGUCAACCACACAACCGCGCAGGCUGUGAAAUCAGCAGUGCAGACCAUUACUGUAGGAGGAGUGGGUACAUCUCAAUUUAAGACAAUUAUUCCCUUGGCAACUGCACCCAAUGUUCAGCAGAUUCAGGUACCUGGAAGCAAGUUCCAUUACGUCAGACUCGUUACUGCCACAACAGCCAAUAGUUCAACCCAGUCGGCCAGUCAAACUCCCAGUACAAAUACACAGCCUCUCCAACAGGCAAAGCCAGUGGUGGUGAAUGCGACCCCAGUGCGGAUGUCUGUUCCCAUAGUGCCGGCCCAGACUGUGAAACAGGUGGUGCCCAAACCAAUCAACCCAACUUCCCAGAUAGUCACUACCAGUCAGCCCCAACAAAGACUUAUUAUGCCAGCCACUCCACUGCCACAGAUACAGCCCAACCUCACCAACCUUCCCCCAGGCACUGUCCUGGCACCAGCACCUGGCACAGGAAACGUCGGCUAUGCAGUCCUUCCAGCUCAGUAUGUCACACAGCAGUCAUCAUACGUAUCUAUUGCAAGCAACACUGGCUUCACAGGGACAUCUAGUAUUCAGUCCCAAGCACGGCUACCAUUUAAUGGAAUUAUUCCUUCUGAAUCUGCAAAUCGCCCCCGGAAGCCUUGCAAUUGUACAAAGUCUCUAUGUUUGAAAUUGUACUGCGAUUGCUUUGCAAAUGGUGAAUUCUGCAAUAACUGCAACUGUACAAACUGUUACAACAACCUGGACCAUGAAAAUGAUAGGCAAAAAGCAAUAAAGGCCUGCCUUGACAGAAACCCUGAAGCCUUCAAGCCCAAAAUAGGUAAAGGAAAGGAAGGAGAAUCAGAUCGGCGACACAGCAAAGGGUGUAACUGUAAACGCUCCGGAUGUCUCAAAAACUACUGUGAAUGUUACGAGGCAAAAAUCAUGUGUUCUUCCAUAUGCAAAUGCAUUGGCUGCAAAAAUUUUGAAGAAAGCCCAGAGCGAAAGACAUUGAUGCAUUUAGCGGAUGCUGCCGAAGUUAGAGUCCAGCAGCAGACGGCUGCGAAGACCAAGUUAUCUUCCCAGAUCUCAGAUCUCCUAACAAGGCCAACACCAGCACUCAGCAGUGGUGGGGGGAAGCUGCCCUUUACGUUUGUAACCAAGGAGGUGGCCGAUGCAACUUGCGAAUGCCUUCUCGCGCAGGCUGAGCAAGCCGAGAAGUUGGGCAAGUCGAAAGCUGCGGCAGAGCGCAUGAUCCUGGAGGAGUUUGGACGCUGUUUGAUGAGAGUGAUUAACUCUGCGGGCAAGUCCAAAAGUGACCCUUGUGCCAUGAACUGCUGACGCGUGCACAAGAGCCACAAUGAAGUGGACUGAACAGAACACUUAAGGCACAGGGACACUUUGGUUUGGCAUAGAGGAUUUAAUAAUACUCGUUAAUUUGGUGCUUGUUUUAAAUUGAUUUGCGGAAGAUGAAACAAGAAAAUAUUUUAUAUCGAGAUUUAGAGCCUUUUAAAUCUUAACUAAAUCCUCUUCUAUGUAAGAUGAUGCCUAAAGGUCAAUUUUUCUUCCUGAUGUACAGCUUUUAACGUGGGUUUCUUAAGGGAAAAAAAAAAUAGCUGUUUUCUCCCCUUUCCCUCAAAAUAAUUGCCUGAAGGGCAUAUAUAAAUGAUUGUAAUAUAUAUUAUUUACAGUAUAUGGAGUUGCAUUGCUUUGUGUGUACAGGAAAAUGCAGAUGAUGGCAAGAACCAGAUGACACUUUUGGCAACAGGCUCAUAAUGAAGAGGUAUCUGUGUGUCGAAGUUAGUUCUAAAAGGCAACGUCUGGAAAUGAGCAUCUAAAUGGAAGGUGGUACCCAUAUGUGGGACGUAACACAGCAUGCUUCUUCAGUGCACAGAGCAGCGUGAAAUAUGCAGGCGAGUACAUGGGGAUUGCUUGCAGGUCUAGUGUUGGACAAGUGGUUGAGAAUCUCGCUUGAGCAGACCCCAAGGAAUUUGGAGGCAAACUGGAUAAUUGGGAAUUUUUUAUAUGAUCAUGGAUGAGGGCUCAGGUGUAUUUUAAGGUGGAACUCAGAGGCUGACGGUGGCCUGCUCUUGAAAGUGAGGAAGAGCAGCUGUGCCACAGUGCCAAGCUGUCUGCCCAGCGUGUGGUGUUAGCUGACUGCAGGAGGUAGGUGCUGUUGCUUGGGUGAAGCUCUGUGUUCAGAGGCCUGCAGGAGCCUAAUCCCUCACUGCAGGUAGGGAUGUGCAGUCCGUUGUGUUUUCUAGGGUGAAGCUGUUGCCCUGGAGAAGUGUUUAAGCCUGAGAAGCUGAGGUCACGGGAGACCAUGGAGCCACAGUUGUCUUAAUGAGGACUUGAGACAAUCUGGCUUUUAACUGACCUGUGACCACAGGUGGAGGUUACAUUCAGCCUGGUUAUGUGUUUCCAUGAUGCUGCUUCUCAGUAUCUUGGUGGUUUAUUUGGCGUAAGGGUUUUUUAAGUGUUGUUUAGAAUGACAGAGAGUGCUGUGAUUGGGGGAGGAUGCUAGCGCAGAAUCAAGGUUGCUGCCAAAAUAGAUCUAUGGACCCUUUGAUCCAAAAAGGAGGAAAAUAUACCAACAUAACACACAAAUCACCUUAGAGCUCUGUGUAGAUUGGAGCAGGGGAUUUUCUUCAGUAUUUGUUACAGGCCAUCUCAGAUCACGUUUCUGAUAGUAGAAUACAUUUGCAAAAACCUACCAACGUGGUAGGUUGCUUACCUAAUGUGAAUGUCAAUAACAAUUUUAAUAACUGUCUCAUUGCUGCCUGAACAAGAUGGCUUUUCUUUUUUUUCCAAAAAGGAUUUUGCAUUCUUCAUGUAAAACUGUAAACACAGAGAUGUGGCAGAGCUCUUCCUCGAGGUUUUCUGGCGGGGAUAAGCUGGGAAAAGACAGGGGCCAGGCAAACGUGCAGCAGAGCCGAGCACCUACAGGUGUGUUUGAUGGCAAUAGGACAGGAAGAGGCUUCUGCUCCCUGUCUUCGCCCUGGGGCCCUGCGUGGUGAGCAAAAGGCCCUUUGUCCUCCAUGCUUCCUUGUGCCCCCCUCCCCAGGAUGGCUCGGGAGCAUGAAGGCCCUGGGAGGUGGGCCAGUUUGGUGUCCUGCUGGUCACCGUCUGAAGGGCUCUGCCUGGUGGAAGCAUCUCCCUCAGCAUAAACCGCAAGUCUGAUAGUGCAAAUCUCUGAGAAAGGAAUCCAUGUCUCAUGUAAGUAACUACUUUCUUUCCGUAAUUAAGACUUGGGUUUAUUAAAAGUCAGUACAGUAACUUUACAUGUAGAUAGGGCAGAUACUCAGUUUACUUCUAGUGAGCUAACAUAGUAUGUCCAGUAAGAUUUGUAUAAAUGUAAAUUAGUGUAAGUGAAUAAAGUAAUAACUACGUACAUUAUUUUUUAAACAGAUUGCAAUAUGCCUUCUUUUGUUUAGACUUCAAUCCAUGUUAAUUUUGUAUAUAUUCUGUGUCUUACUCUAAAUUGCACCUUUUGUGAUGUGUAUUUAUAUACAGUGUGCAGAAACACUUGUGAAAUUUAGAUUACAGUUGUAAUUAUGUAUGAUGGCAUUGCUUGAGAAUAUUUUACUUGUAAAGACUUUGAAGGUGCAAUCAAAUGCUCUUAGUUUUUUUGGUUUUACUUUGAACAAGCUUUCUCCAAUAUUAAGCUGGGAUUCCUCUCUCCCCUCUCCCUGGUGUGAUACGUAUGGAUUGGGUUUUGUACUUCCUUAGCCAUUUGAAUCAAACUGCUGGACAAGAUUUACAGUCAAGCCCAUCCAGUUACAUAAAAAUAAUUGGGAACGGGGCAAGGGUUCAUUUUCUAGUUCUGUUUACAUCUGAAAGUAGAAAAAUUAAAUUUAUAUUUACUAGACCUAUUCAAAGAAUACACUUUUCUAUAUUGUAAAAAUAAAACAGUCAGAUAAAUCACAAAGAAAAAUAAACAUUUAUACUAUUCU